Molecule: messenger RNA, 4614 nt
Organism: Closterium sp. Naga37s-1
Lineage: Eukaryota; Viridiplantae; Streptophyta; Zygnematophyceae; Desmidiales; Closteriaceae
Source: the annotation of a GenBank genome assembly
AUGGAUGUUGACGGCGACUCCGAGUGGGAAUGGGACAAGAUGUGGAGGAAGCAGCGAGAGGAGGAACGGCGGAAGCAACGAGCAGCCGAACGGGCAAGCGUCAAUUGGAGAAGGCACAGUGCGGGUGGCGUAGCCAGAGAUUUUUCGGACGAAUGGAAAACGCUAGUGUCACAGGAGGAACAGGAAGGAACAGCUCCGGACGAGGCUGCCUCGUGCCAUCAGUUCCCGCUACUGAAGAGUAAAAGCGAGCGCAUCGAUAGCACGAUCAGCGCCAACCGACCGGCUGUUUCUGGAAAAGGUAUCGCGAAGAGCAUGAGCGAGAGAAUGGACCCGCCGUCGUCGGGCGGCGAGAGCGAGGAGUUCCAUUUCCACAACCUCAGGCGGGCGCAGCGCAGCGCGUCCAUGAGUGCCGGCUUGUUCGCGAAUGGCUCGUCCAUGACAGGUUCGUCCAUGGCGGACCCGUCGGGCGGCGCGUCGUACUUCCCCGCGUCCUGGUCCACCAGCACCUUCAAAGGCCCCCCGGCCGCCACGCUCUCCACCACGUCAUCCAUGGGAACCGUGCCGCCGAAAUCGGAAACGCAUCCUUCGUUUGCCCCCUGGCGAAGGCGGAGCGAGAGCGUGGGAUCCAUGGACGUGGGGCCGACGACCCCAAGCUCUAUCUUCCUGCCUCGCAGUAACAGCGAUUGUUUCGACGUCGCGAACGCGUCCCAGCUGGGCAGAUCGGGAAUGUCGCCCGUCGCAGCAGCCGUCGCAGCAGUGGACGGCCACGGACCGAUCGAUCAGCGUUACGGGGCGAAUGUCGCCAACGUACCUCGCACCCGCGACGGCAGCGGCAGGCGAUUAGCCUCGGCAGAAUUACCACAGCGUCCCGUGAGCGCAUCCGCGGAAUUUUCAGGGCGCGCGUCGAGGUUGUCGCGGGGUUCGCCGCAUCAAAUCCAGCUGCCGGUUUCCCCGCCGUCUUUCACUCCCCCCAUUCCCGUCGCGGAGCCCGUUUCUCCCGAUUCAGCAGAACCCGAUAUGAGCUUUCAGGCUCCGUACGCUGACGUGGCACCUGCCGUGGUUGGCGCUGUCGGCGUGCAACGGCUGUCGCUGCAAGUAAACCGGUUAGAGGUCGACGCGGACGGCCUCGGCAGCCGAGAUGGCAGUCCACUUGGCAGUCCACGUGGCAGCCUCUGCGGAAGCCCGGUUAGCAGCUGCGGUGCCAGUCCACGUGCCGGCUGGUCAGGCAGUCCGCGUGGCAGCUUCUUCGGCAGUCCACGUGGCGACAGUCACAGUGGCACGCAACUGAACAGCGGGCAGAGCAGCAGAGAAACCAGCCCCAAGGACGUUCAGGAGAUUAACUCCUUCGAGACAAACCAUUUCCCUGCGGGGAGAUUAAACAGCCGCGCGGGAAGCCGCGCGGGAAGCCACGCGAGCAGCGCGGCGCACAGCGUGUCGGGGAGUCUCGCGAGCAGCCCGAGGGGCGUCAGCUGCGGCUAUAGUGCCCCCUGGGACAUGCCUGCCGCCGGCGAUAUCAUUCGCUCCCCCGUCGCGCCGCCCACGUCGCAGGCGGCGCGCAGCAACGGCCAGCCGACCAUUCAGGAGCUUCUAGACGCGCUUAAAGCCAUCAGCCCGGACGCCGCUCUCGAAAGCGCCGCCGCCGCUGUCGCCGCGGUGACUGCUGCGGCCGUCGCGUCGAUGCCGCCCGGCUUGUCGAUCCCCCUCCCAGCCCUUUCCCCGUCCGCGUUAUUAGCCCCGAUCGCGAUCCCAAGAGCGGGGGACGGCGAGGGGUUGGGGCGCAGGCUGAGCGGCGGCUUGGACGGCUCGAGCCGGCCGGGGUCGCCGCUAGCGCCGGUGCCGGAGGUGCCGCACGAGGAGGAGCGCAGCUGGGAUGCUCCGUCCGCCCAGCCCGCGGUGGGCUGCAGCGGCGAGAGCGCGGACGACAGCUACAGCCCCUUGGGAUCGCCGAUUCUAGGGUUAGGCGGGCGCGCGUUUUCUGAGAACGGGAGGGGGACGGGCGGGGGGAGGGCGGAAGAGCUGCGGAAGAGCCGCAGCGUGAGCGGCGGGGAGUGCGGUGGGGCGGACGUUGUGCGCUUGUACGCGGAGGCGGAAAAUGCAAUGCGCGCGCAGCAGCAGCAGCGCGCGGACGAGCAGCAGGCGCCGUCUUCCGCUCUCAGCAGCGCGUUCAGCAGCCGCAGCACGUCCGCGGACGGCGGAGCGGAGGAGAACGACCCGCUGGGGGACCUUCCAGGAGGCUUCGUGAGCCGUGUGGGUGCCGGCAGCGCAGCAAACGGGCACUAUGGCGGGCAGGGAGCGCGGGGAGCGGGAACAGGGGCGGGCGCAGGGGCGAGCGGGGGGACGGGGGGAUCUUCACGGUCUGCACGUGCGUUUUUUCCCCCGUCGUUUUCGCUGAGCCACUACCUGCAAGACGACGACGACGGGGAACCGCUUGAGGAGGAGGAGGAGGAGGAGGAGGGGGAGGGGGAGGGCAAAGGUGACGGGGAGGGUGAUGAUGGGGAAAUGAGUGUCGGGAAAGAUCGGGAGGCGGGCAAAAAGGGGGAGGUGGGGGAGAUGGGGGAAGGGGACGAGGAUGGAGAGAGGGAGGGAGAGGAAGCAAAGGAGGCUCAGGAAGUGGACUACGGAAGUGGCGGCGGAGCAAGGAGGGACGGAGAUAGGUCUGGUGCGGUGGGCGAGGGGGCGGGGGAGGCAGGCGGACGAGGGGGAAGAGGCAGGGGUGCACGAGCGGGAAAUCAGAGCAGCAGCGGGAGCCACAGGGCAGAUGUUGGGGCCUCAGCCCAUGGCCGCGUUAUGGCCAACAUGGGGAGCGGAGAGGGCGCAGCAGAGGGGGAAGCGGGAGAGGUUGAGGUGGCAAAGGGUGCGGGCGCGGAGGGCGGGAGCUCAAGAGGUCCGCACGUGUGGAAGGCGGGGCCCGGGCUGGGGGAGCGGCGGAGGAGCUUUGACGUGUGCGCGCUGCUGAAACUGGAGGAGGGGGAGGCGGAGCAGAGGCGCGCGGGUGGGAGGAGCGGGCGCGGGGAGAGUUGGGCGGAAGUGGACUGGCUGGGGCUGGAGUUCGGUGCGUGGCGGGGGGAGGACCUGGGCGGGUUCACGUGGGAGGAAGCGGAGGCUGUGUGGGUGGUGGAGCGGGAGGGGGGGAAGAAGACGGGGGGAGGGGGGAGUGGCGGGGAACAGGUGAAGGGGGAAGGGGGGAUCGCGGGGGAGCAGGCGAAGGGGGAGAUGGGGAGCGGUGAGGGGCAGGAGAAGGUGAUAGAUGGGGCUGGUGACUUGGGGAAGGGGAGGGAGAGGAGGGAAAGGGGGGAAGCAGCGAAGGCGGGGAUGGGCGGCCAUAGGGAGGAGGGUGGGGAGGAGGGUGGGGAGGCGAAUGGAAGGGGAUUUGGCCAUAAGGGGAGUGGGGCAGGAGAGAGGCCCGGGGAGAGAGGCGAUAGGUGCGAGGGUGUGCAAAACGGUGGCAGUGUAGAGAAGGAGAAGGAAGAGGAGAAGGAGAAGGAGGUGGUGGUGGGGGUGAGGGGCAGGCGGGCACGUGUGUUGUUCCCCACGUGUGUGUCUUUGAGCCACUACCUCAGCGACCCCUCCCACUCUGAUGACGAGCCCCUGGAGGACGUGGCGGAGGAUGGGGGGGACGGCGUGCAUGGGCAGCAGGGCGCGCAUGGGGGGGGCGUGGAGGAGGUGCAGCAGGGGGGAGGGGAGGGGAGGAGAGCGGGACAGGGAGAUGGGAGGGGUACGGGGCGAGUAGGGAGUGCAAGCGGAGGGGCGGAUGGGUCGGGGUUGAGCCAGGAAGGCAAUGUGCUGCCUGCUCGUGCCCCUGCCAGCCUCCGUUUCUCACCAUCCAAGCCACCUCGUCCAUCCCCAUCUCCUCCCACCCGUGCCACCCCACCUCCCCCCCUCGCUCCUGCUCCCACCACGCCCUCUCAGCCUGCUGCUGCGGUCCCAUCACCGCCCCCACCACCCCCACCGUCCACGCCACCCCCGCCUGUUGUGGUUGCUGCACCUGCGGGCCCCUCUCCCGGGGACUGUGUGGCCCACAUGGCCACGUUUCUCAGAAACUUCCUGGAUCUUUCAGCCACGCCGUUCCUCUCACUCGCUCUGCCUGCUGCCACCAUCGUGAGCUGUAACGACGCCACGUGUCACACGCUGGGAUGGCCACGUCAGCAGCUGCUCUCCCGCAAGCUGGCCUCUCUGCUCGUUCCAAAUCAAGCACAGCAGGAAGCGCAAGGCCAUGAGGAAGAGCAAGAGCAGGAGGAAGUGAUGCAGACUGAGGGUGGGGAGCAGGAGGUGGAUCCGGGGCACAGGGAUAGGCCGAUGGCGGUGCGGCAGCAGCAAGGGCAAGGGAGGAGGGAGAGUGAGAUCUCUUCUUUGGAUUCAUGGCUGGGUGCUAUUAUGCGCACUGGGGUUGGGGAAGGCCCCCUUACAGUCACUCUCGCGAGGCCCAAUGGGUUGGCUGCUGUGCGCGCCACUCUCUUUGCUGCCACCCUGCAUCCCUGCUCUCCGCCCUCCCACCCCUCUCAACCAUUCCACUCUGCGAGAGCAGGCAGCGAUGGUGGUGGCAGUGCAGCGACAGCAGCAGCAGCAGCAGCAGGGGAGGCCACGGUGGCCAUGAUGCUGCAGGUGCUGCCGUGA